AUGUCCAACGAAGUCGUUCUUAAGAUCAAAGAGGAGAUCGAGCGGCUGUUGAAAGCGGGCUUCAUCCGAACAACUAGGUAUGCAGAAUGGUUAUCUAAUUUGGUGCCUGUGGUCAAGAAAAAUGGGAAGCUAAGGGUCUGUAUCGACUUUAGGCACCUCAACUUGGCCACGCCUAAGUAUGAAUACCCUAUGCCCGUCCUAGCCAAUUUAUUGGUCGAUCAUCCUUGUUUGGAG
This is a messenger RNA of Striga hermonthica, 234 nucleotides long. The record is from the annotation of a GenBank genome assembly. NCBI's taxonomy places the organism in Eukaryota, Viridiplantae, Streptophyta, Magnoliopsida, Lamiales, Orobanchaceae.